Molecule: messenger RNA, 2252 nt
Organism: Dermatophagoides farinae (American house dust mite)
Lineage: Eukaryota; Metazoa; Arthropoda; Arachnida; Sarcoptiformes; Pyroglyphidae
Source: RefSeq, a predicted model, not a curated record
UUUUUUGGUUUCCUUCAUUCAAUUUUUUCUUCGCCAUUGUCAUUGUCAAUCCCAAGUCUAUAACAGUUGAUGGCUGCUGUUGUUUGGAAAUGUGUGUUAGUCAUCAUCAUCAAAUCUUUGAAUUCCUGAAUCUUUGAAUUCUUAUCAUCAAAAUAUUUUGUUUUUGUCAUUUAAACAAUAUAUAUAUAAAGAAGAAGAAAAAUGACAAUAAAAACUUUGAUCUCAAUGAUGAAAAUUUCAAAACCAUUCGAAUCAACAUGUGAUGGUCAUCGAUCUAAUAAGAAUUUAUUAAAUUAUAAACAACAAUGUUUGAUUGGAACAGAAUCAGAAUGCAAAUCAGAAAGAAGAAAAGGAAAAGAAAGAAGCGAAAAAAUUAGCUUGUCUAUUGAUAAUGAUUAUGAUUAUUAUGAUGAUGAUGAUGAUGAUGAUGGUAAUGAAAUCAUCACAUCAAAUGAUGAUAAUUCAAUGAUGAAAAAAUUAAAUUCUUCAUUUUAUAAAUGGGUAAUUUUGUGACUGGAACACAUAACAUUUACUAUGAAACGAAUUCAUUUUCAAACGAAAAUGAAUGUGAAAUUUUUUUUUCAAAUUGAUUAUAUUCGAGUGUUUUAUACAAUAAUUGCACUCAUUCCGAAAUCAAUUUAUUGUUCGAAUGAAUUGACCAUCGAUGACACCGAAUUGACAAUCAAUCAAAAUUUAAAUUAUUCUCUUGUUUAAUUUUUUUUGUUUACUUUGGCUGAAAUUGUAUCAUCUUUAUAUUUUAUUCAUAAUCUACGUAAUCAUCAUGAUUUUAUUAAUCUAUCUAAUCUGGCUAUUAUCAUCAUCAUCAUUAAUCAUAGCCAAUGCUGCUAAUGAUCAUCUUGAAACACAAUCAUCAUCAUCAACAAUGGUAUCACUUCGAGUAUUUGGCAAUGGUAGUGUUCAGGUGGCAAAUAUUACACCAAAUUACCAACAAACAACAACAACAACAAUGCCACCGAUUAUUGAUCCACAACAAAUGGAACAAGAAAGAAUUUUAGCACGUGAAAGGGUUAAACAAAAUCAUCUGAAUUUUAUACGUGAACAAUUGAUGCAAAUAUUAUUGGCUGGUCGUACACCACCAGUAGCGAAUGUUACAGCUUCAUCAUUAAAUGCUGAUGUUGUGCAGAUUAAACAAGUGAUGGAACAGAAUAAUGGAUCACCAACACCAAAAAUGCCCAUAUUCGAUCAGACAAACAUUGAUAGGAACGACAAUAAUGUUCGAUCAUCUUCGUCAUCAUCAUCAUCAUUAUCAUCAUCGUCUUCGGAAGUUUAUGCACAACGUUUACAAAGUUUUUAUCCAACAUGCGAUAUGACUAUUUUGGAUAUUUUACAAAACAAUGAUGAUGAACAACAGCAAAAAAAGAAUGAAAAUGAAAAAAUGGAAAUGAAACUUUAUUUUGAUUUAAUUAUACCAAAAUUACCGGAUUCACGAACACAUAUAACGGUAAUGUGGGCUAAAUUACGUUUAUUCGUGUUUGAUGGACCUUGUGGUCGUCGUGUGAAAAAUGAUAAUGGUGAUUAUUCGGAUAUGAUGUUAUCAAAUUGUGAAACUAAUAAGCUAAUCAUUUCAUUAUAUCAAUAUGUACCACCAUUAAAACGUAAUUGUCAUGCCAAUAUUCGGCUAGUUGAUCGUCGAAUCAUACCUGGUUUUUAUCGUGGCCACAUUGAUUUCAAUGUUCAAAGCGUUAUUAAUGAUUGGCAAAAUCAAUUACCAAAUUAUGGUCUUAUGAUCCGUGUGAAUGAUAGUGUUAGUAAUCGAAUUUCACCAUUUCGAUUUAUUCAUCAAAUGAAUUGUUCAGAUACCGUAUUACCGAUACCGAAUCUAGCGGAAUUAUAUGGAAAAAAUAUCAUGACAAAUCCAAAUAAAACAUCUGAUUCAUUAUUUACCAAUAAUAAUAAUAAUCAUCAUCGUCGUUUAUAUUAUCCAACAUUGGACCUAAUGACAAUGGAAGUUGCAAAAGAUGAUACACAAGAUACACAGAUAAUGUCUCCAUCAUCUAUGAUUAAUAAUAUGACGACGAAUGAACAAUCGAUUGAUUGACAGAGAAAAGAAUGAAUGGAUUCAAUUGGCUCAUUUAUUUCACUGAUUUCAUUAUUAUCCCGGUUUUUUUUCAUAAUUUUUAUUCAUCGAUUUACAUCAAAUUUUAAAACAUUGAAUCUUUACAAUGAUUCACAUUAAUUGUAUAUUUUUAUCAUACAUAAUUGGAAAAUUUUUUUGUCGAUUAAAUUUUUUU